This is a messenger RNA of Benincasa hispida (wax gourd), 2110 nucleotides long. RefSeq names its product la-related protein 1C-like. Gene Ontology annotation, molecular function: RNA binding. Lineage: Eukaryota; Viridiplantae; Streptophyta; Magnoliopsida; Cucurbitales; Cucurbitaceae. The record is from RefSeq and is a predicted model, not a curated record.
GGCAUCCUCAAAGCAAACCAAAAGAAUAAAGAGAGAGAAAAAAACCUUCUGUUUCUUAAGACCUCUUCCCACUCUUCAAUAGACCUACGUCUCUUUCUUUUUUUCUUUCUUUACGAUCCGAUCCUUCUAAAUCUUUUCCAAAUUCUUCUGAUUCAAAUUUUCAAACUCCUUUUGUUCCUCUUAGUUCUUGAAUCUUGAGAAAAAAAGGAAAAAAAACAAAUUUUCCUGAUUUUUUUUUGCUUCAUUUUUGUUGCUCUGUUUGCCGUCGAUCAAGGUACUGCCGUCUGAAAGAAACCCUAGUUUCUAAUUUACGAUGGCUGCUUCUAAUUUACCAGAUGCUGAUUCGGUGACGGCAUCGACUGCCGAUCAUUCUCCUCGUAAUUCUGGACAGAAUAACAGUAGCAGCGGUAGUAGCCCCAAAUCAUCAUCACGUCGCUCUGGUGGGCGUACAGUGUCAUCUCCGUGGACACAGAUUGUUCGUGGUGAAAUAGAUAUCGCGGCGGCUGUUUCGUCAUCUGCAUCUCCGACGGCUGUUGUUGAACCGGUUUCAUUUUCUUCUUCUUCGUCUGAAGAGCCAGUGGGUGAGAGUUACGAUGGCGGGAAUGGGUCGUCCGCCAAUGCUGGAAAGAAGCCAGCGUGGAACAAACUUGCUAAUGGAACUGAAGCUGGGCCUGUUAUGGGGGCCGUGUCUUGGCCCGCUCUGUCGGAGUCUGCCAAGGGCACACCUAAAUCAUCUUCGGAUUCACUUAAAAGUUUAGGGGAUGGAUCCACUGGCGCGCAGGGGACUGGACCUUCAUCAUCAGCAUCAUCAAACAAAGAAGGUAAUAAUGAUGUUAGUCCUAAUCCUGAUUCAACUCUUACUCAUCCAAUAACUCCGCGCCAGAAAUCAAUGAGGCGUAAUGGUUCGAGUAAUUCAUAUAAUAGUAGCCUUCCUCAACAGUCUGCACCUUCAAGUCCUGUGAUUGAUUCAGCUCCUAAUAAUUCUCCGAAGGAUCAGACACAAAGAACCACAUUGGUAUCAUCACAAUCACAUAAUGAUCAUGGUCAUCAACAGCCACGUAAUUCAUUUCGGAGUCGUGGUGGUGGUUCACAUCCACGUGGGGAUAAUUCCCAUCAUCAUAACUAUGGUUCUAGACGUGAUUAUGAUCGUGGAAAUCAAGAUUGGAAUUCAAACCGAAAUUAUAAUGCACAACCUCAUAGAGUGGUUCACAGGUUUAUUAGACCUCCUCCACCUCCACCUCCUAAUACUACUGCCUUUAUUUCUUCUCCAACAAUGAGGCCUAUUGGGGGUCCGCUGCCCUUCCCUGAUUUUGUACCUCCGGUGGUGUAUAUUGGUCCUCCUCCAGAGGCUCUUAGAGGUGUACCUUUUGUGGCUCCAAUAUCACCAAAUGCGAUGUUUUUUCAUAGCCCGGACCCUCAGUUGUACACUAUGAUAGUGAGUCAGAUAGAAUACUAUUUUAGUAGUGAAAAUUUAAUAAAAGAUACUUUCUUGAGGCAGAACAUGAAUGAAGAAGGAUGGGUUCCAGUUAAACUAAUAGCAAGCUUCAGCAAGGUUCAACGCCUGACUGAAAAUAUUCAAACUAUAUUGGAUGCAUUGCAGUCAUCUACAGUUGUGGAAGUAAAGGGAGAUACUGUAAGGAGGCGAAAUGAUUACGAAAGAUGGAUUAUUCGGCCUGGUCAAGUUCCUGAUCUUUCAGGCCUCCCAUUAAGCCCCGGAAGUUCCAAUCAGGAUAUGCUGGCAGCUGGUGUGCAAGGUAUUGCACUAGAGAAUAUUAAUCAUAGGGGCUUUGAAGGUGGACAGGGUGAUGAUCGUACAGGCCAAGUGAAUACCAUGGCAGGUUCAGAUCAUUCAUCUUCUGAAAGGAGUUAGACCAAGUUUGUGCUGUGAACCCAUGUCCUUCUGGAGGAAAACUAGAUGUGGGUUGUAGAGAUAAAAUGAGGAGAUGUUAGUCACACGGUUUGCUCGACAAAUAUUCUCUUCUCUUGAUGCCAAGUAAAUUGGUAAACUGAAGUUGAAGAAGAGGAACAAUUUUAAAAAGAAAAAGGAAAAAACAAAAACUUACACUCUAUAACUUAAAACUUAAAAAAUGAAAAAAAAAAAAAAAAAAAA